AUGCUGUCUUUUCACUCAUCAACAACCCCCUCCCACUCUCUUCAAAUCCCCAAACCCUCCUCCACUCCUACACCACUACAAACCCUAGAUUCAGACGAGGUAGCUCCUUCCACCGCCACCGCCACCCAAACCCCCGAUUCCCACUCCUCCACCCUCCUCCACCUCUCCUUCAACCAGGACUCUGGCUGCUUCGCUGCCGCCACCGACCAUGGCUUCCACAUCUACAACUGCGACCCCUUCCGCGAGAUCUUCCGCCGCGACUUCGGCCCCGACGACGGCGUGGGUCUGGUCCACAUGCUCUUCCAAUGCAACAUCCUCGCCUUCGUGGGCGGUGGCUUUGAACAAGUUGAUGAUCUGGGACAACCACCAGUCCUGGUGCAUCGACGAGCUCUCUUUUCGGUCGGAGGUGAAGGGCGUCCGUCUCUAGUGUGACCGCAUCGCGGUGGUCCUGGCCCACAAGAUUGAGACUAUUGCUAACCCUAAGGGCCUCUACGACCUCUUUUAUAUUUCUGCCACCAUGGUGUUGGUGUGCCCUGGCCUGCAGAAGGGCCAGGUUAGGGUUGAGCAUUACGCCUCCAAGAGGACCCUUCGCCCUCACUCACGAUGGACACUUGCUCACCACCGCCAGCUCCAAGGGCACCCUUGUUAGGCUCUUCAACACCCUCGAUAGUUCCUUGCUCCAAGAGGUCUAUUCCAUCUCAUUCUUUCUUGCUUUUCACUUGGGACAAAACUUAAAAUGCUUUUUCCAUUGUUCUCUUUUCAAAAUCAGAGUUUCACUUCAGUUAUAUACUCUAUGCAUUUAAGAACAGCAUAGGUAAAUGAGAAGAAACUUCAAUUAAGAAUGAACAACAAUGCCAAAAUCACCCAAGGAAUUGCAACUUGGUUGCAUGGCUGCUUAUAGUAUUGGUUUGCAAUCAGAAUUAGAGUUUCAUUUAUUAAAGGUUUGUGCGUUGUGAAUGUUAUUUUAAACGCUAUCUUUUCUUAUUAUGUGUCUGUUAGCACGAUCUUUUUUUUUUCCUGUGAAUCUUGUGGUUUGGAUUUUUUCUUUAUUUCUAUUUUUUUGAGUGUUCUUGGGUUGUUGUUUCAUGUUUGAAAUUGGGAGGUUGAAAAUAUUGGUAUUUAUGAUGUGUUGAACUUUGAUUUCAAAUUAGGGAACUGAGAAGGAAUGUGGAGAGCUUGGUAUUUGUCUUUCUCUCUAAAAGGAUGGUCCUGUGAUGGGAAAGGAACCAAUCUAACUCUAAUUUGUUAUGGAUUUGAUUUACAUAGUGGUUGUUUCUUGAUUCA
Messenger RNA from Cajanus cajan (pigeon pea), 1284 nucleotides. NCBI's taxonomy places the organism in Eukaryota, Viridiplantae, Streptophyta, Magnoliopsida, Fabales, Fabaceae. The record is from RefSeq and is a predicted model, not a curated record.